ACACGUAGUGUCUUUGUUGGAAAUAUUAUUGUUUCAGUCUCCAUCUGCAGCUGCAAACACAAUUAGCAAAUGUCACGGGGCGGACAUCGGCUUAGGCAGAGCCGCUGAUUGCGCAUACGCAACGUGGGCAGCCCACGAACUGAUUGUGUGUCCCAAGUCGCAGUAAUUUGCAUGCAACGCCCGGCGGAGCAUAAAAGGGAAUUCGAAGCGCGCAUUGGAGUAUGUGAUUUUAAUGAUGUGUUUCAGGAUUGCUCGAACGAAUCGAGUUGGCGUCGCGUUCCCAAAUAGUAUCUUCCCCCGUCUAUACACACAUACAUAUAUAUAUGUAAAUAUAUAUGUUUGCACAGUGUGUAAGAUGCUUUGAGGGAGUAGUCCGCUUACCAAAAUGGCCACUGAGCAGGCGCCCAAUUUGUGUGGUCAGCAGCUGGGCGAAUGGACGCGCCAUCAGGUGUGCAGCGACGAUACUCUGGCUCGCCUGGCACUCAAGUACGGCACAACAAUGGGCCGAAUCUGUCGAGCCAAUCGCAUGUAUUGGCCGGAUGUCCUGCAGACGCGUGACUAUGUUUGGGUACCGGCAGCGGGCAAACAAAGCGAACAGCAACAGCAAAGCGAGUCGACGGUGACUGCGGCCGUGGCCUUACCGCAUCGCGGCAGAGUCUCGAUUGUGCCGCCCCACUUCUAUCGCCAGAGUGCGCCCAAUGCGGACGACUUUGCCGGCGACUGCGAUCCUCUGCUGAUCACCAUGCGCUGCAUGUGACGCGUGCACAAUCAGGCAAUGGCAUCUUGGGAGGCGACACAAUUUAAUUAGCGACCACAACUGCAGCUGCUGCAGUUGCUUCUGGCUCCUGCUCAUCCUGCCCGGGUGGCUGCAGCUGCAGCUGCAACUGCCAGUCAACGAGCGUUAUCAGCCAAGCGAACUUGUGGGCGGAAUUUCAAUUAUCGUUACAUUAUGCUCUUAGCCGUGCGUCCCCAGCGCUUGCUACGUGAGCUUUGACUGACUUUGACAGCCGAGGAGAGGCGAAUGCUUGUGCUUCUGCUGGGCGACAAAACAGGUCCCGGCUCUAAUACUUCGCCACAGCUGGCAACAUCCUUCACCUCAAAAUUUGCUGUAUUAGAAAAGAUACAAAGAUAUAUUAAUGUGGCUGUGCCAUGUGAAGCCUUCUCCGACGUUGAUAUAUGGGAAAGUUGCAUGCAUAUAAAGAAGCUGGACUUACGAAAUUUGUAGUUGAAAGUUGCAAGCGACACAGUCAAGUACAUCAAUUAUAAGCUAACAUUCUCUAAUGGCAUUAGCUUCGCUGGCAGAGCAAUUGAAGUUCGGCGAGGACACCAACUGCUGCGCUGACAUUAAGCAAAUGUCUGGGAAUUUUUGUCGCACAGCGGAAAUAAAGAAGAAAUGCGAAGGCAGAGCCAUUGGCA
Drosophila hydei is the source of this 1416-nucleotide messenger RNA. Its product is annotated as lysM and putative peptidoglycan-binding domain-containing protein 1. Bases 386 to 757 code for a protein of 123 amino acids. The record is from RefSeq and is a predicted model, not a curated record. The transcript has a single exon. Lineage: Eukaryota; Metazoa; Arthropoda; Insecta; Diptera; Drosophilidae.